AUGACUGCUACUCUGAGGACAAACCGGUUUGCAUCACCUUGUUGGGUGGACUGCCGGGGAAAUCCCAACCUUCAGGAGUCAAAUAUCUAUCCGGUUGCUCUGUUACUGACGCGGUGUUGCACUCGUGUAGACGGGACGUUCAACUCGGCGCCUGACACACCCUCCCCCGUCUAUCCCGAUCGCCUGAUUCGUCCUCUUCCCAGGCGGACCCUGCGUUCCCGCUUGUCAACCGAUGCCGCAGAUACGAUCCAUUAUCCGCCCACUCCUCCCGCGUCACAGAUCUUCUAUGGAAUCCCAGGAGACUCAGAAGAAGCGGUUAAUGAGUCCAAGGUCUAUGUACAGCAGACCAUCGAGUCGGAUCGACAUGAACUAACUCCCGAGGCUGAAUCCCAUCAUGGAUUUGAGAUUUCUGUUGAGCUCGAAAGCGGAGACGAAGACGGACCGGUAGUAGUGCGCCGUAGUGCUGGGUUUCGAGGAUCUCUAUCCCCAACUUCCAGCAUACAAGCACAAGGAUCUGCUGGUACAGAUGGAGUUUUGAAGUCCUCGGCUGGACCGGACGGUUACGAUGCAUUUGAAAACACCAAUAAUAAGAAAAAGCGAAAGAUACCCACGCCGGGCAAUAUGGCCGGCCAUCAUUCAACAUUAUCAGGGGAAUUUGCCAACAUGGGCUUGGCCACAGGGAAUACGACCCCAACAGCAAAUGGUGACGGAACGGGGACAUAUUAUGGAAAUGGAAAUCCAGCAUCGCCAGUAGGGAGCGGCAUAUCAGGGUCAGGUCGAGGUCGUCUUGGCCGGAGCUCUACUCGUAGCAGCAGUGGUCGUAACCCGUUAUCUGCAAAUGCGCAGAAUGCAUGGAUGACAGCUCCUCGGACACCAAGUCGGCGGGAUGGAAUGAUGUCGUCCCCUGCUCCAUCUGGUAUGAUUGGUCUUGCAGAGAAACUCAUACUCCACCCCCGUCGUUCACCAACCUCUCCUCUUUCUUCCGCCACCCAAAAACCUCGUGCUUUCUCUACCCAAGGCACACAAACGAGCCCAAACAUGGGUAAUGCCAUCUCAAGAAUGGUCCGGCCGGACGAUCCGGAUUUUGAACGCAUCGAAAAGAAGAAGAAGUCUCCUGAGGCCGUUUAUUCUGCUGCAGCUCGUCGCCGUCAGAACAAUCAGCAGUACCAUAAUGCUCACAACCCUCCCCGCGCAGAAGACAACUGGAUUUGCGAGUUUUGUGAAUACGAGCGUAUCUUCGGCACUCCCCCAACUGCACUCAUCCGACAGUAUGAGAUCAAAGACCGCAAACAACGAAAGCUACUUGCUGAGAAGCAGCGCCUCCUAGAGAAGGCCAAAUCAAAGGGCCGCAAGGCAAAGAAGGCAACGAAGAACGGAUCAAAGAACGAAGCUGCGCAGCCUGGCUAUGAUCACACCUCAGUUGAAUCUACCGGUCCCGGCCUGCGCGAUGAUGAAUCUCUGGGUCCAGAGUAUGACGAUGAAAACGACUCUAUUCCCGCUACCAACCCUGCAUCCCCCGCCGAACUGAAACCACCCCGACCUCUUUGCUGUGAUCGCCCUAAGACGACUGUGGAGGACAGCAAGCAUCCUGUGAAGCAUGACAAUGACCCUGCAUGCGCCAAUGGUUGA
Penicillium malachiteum is the source of this 1629-nucleotide messenger RNA. RefSeq lists its product as uncharacterized. Bases 1 to 1629 code for a protein of 542 amino acids. NCBI's taxonomy places the organism in Eukaryota, Fungi, Ascomycota, Eurotiomycetes, Eurotiales, Aspergillaceae. The record is from RefSeq and is a predicted model, not a curated record. The transcript is spliced from 3 exons.